AUGGAGGAAGACGAGGCGCCCUCUGGCGAGGGAGGAGCGUGCCCAGCAGAAUGCGGAGAGGCGAUGGGGUUCGCGGCGGCGGCCAUGCACGCGUCGAGCGUCCCUGACGGCGUCGCCGACGACAGAGACGGGGAGGGAGAGGAGGAGGAGGAUGUGCACGAGGAGGCCUUCGAGGCCCCUUCUCCCGGCCGCGAAGGCGACCAGCCGGCGUUUUCGCCGGGGCGGGAGCAGGAGGAAGACGAGGAGCUGCUAGACGACGACGAGGAGCCCGCAGACGCGGGCUUUGACCGCGAGACGCAAGAGGACGAAGAGAAAGUGGACUUCAGCGCCGACGAGCAUGGUCCGGAGGACGGCAAGUCUUCGCACGGCAUACGCCCGCUCUCAGGUGGCGAGGAGGAGAGAGACGACGGAGAGGAGGAAGAGGAGACUGGCUCGGCUGCGGACGACGGAGCGGGCGACGACGACGCCAUGUCCUCUUCCUCACACCCGGAGAGAGGCCGCCCCUCACACGACCACGGCUGCGACGCGGAAGACGACGACGGGCCUGCGCAGGGCUCGAGCGGCCUGUCGCAUGCGCCGCGCGCGUCGGCUGCGUCUGAGCGCGUCUCCGCGGCGCUUGCAGACAUCGCGACGUUGUGCGAGCCCGACAGUGACGAGGAAGGCGAGAUUAGCGAGGACGAAGUCCCCUUCUGCCGCGUCACGCCGCAGAAUCCCUCGUUCCGUUCGCGCGCCCUCGAGUUCCUCAAUCUCCCCCCAAACCUCACCCACCUGGCGCUGCAGGAGGCCCUCAGUCGCGUCGGCGAAGUCGAGGAAGUUGUCAGCUCGCGCUUCUCUUCCGCAGGGGCCCAUCACUCGAACGCCCAGGAUGGCACUAAGGGCGAUUCCUCGAGGCGAAGGUCAGGCUGGAUUGUGCGGUUUAGGCGCGCGGAGGACGCGGCAGAAGUCCGGAAGGCCUUCGACGGAAAAGUCUUCGGCAAGAGUACCGUUCAGGUCCUCUUUGCUCGAGACAUGCCUCGAAACCAGAAAAACCGAGCUGGGAACCAGCUGAGCCCCGACAAUGCAAAGAGACAACUAGGCAAAGGUGGCGCAAACGCGGCCAACGGACCCAACCUCCGCAAUCGCCAGUCUCCGCCGCCACCGGGAGCGCCUGGAGCUGGGGCUGGAGCCCCAGGGCCUGCCGGGGCCGCGGGCCUCCUGCCUCCAGGCGCGGGAGGGCCUUCCCCGGUCGGCGUCGCGGGCAUGCCCGCAGGCGCGGGCGUACGCUCCCCACUGGGCCCCCCGCCCCCCUUCCCGCCGCGGCCCGGCGUGGUCGGGCAGGGCCCAGGAGGUGCCGGCGUUCCUCCUGGGCCUCCGGGGCCACCUGGUGCGCGGGCAGGGCCUCCACACGUGGCAGGCCCAGGCGGCGUCGUCGGGCCUCCUAUGGGAGGGCCGAUGCCACCAAACCUUGUUGGCGGGCCGUUGGGGCGUCCGCCUCCGGGCUACGGGGCGGGACCUAUGGGUAUUGGAGGACCGCCGCCGCCACCCCCUCCACCCGCCCCCAUGAUGGGGCGCGGGGGCCAGCCGGGCCCCUGCUGCCCGCCGCCGCCUCCGCCGCAGCAGCCGGGGCCUAGCGGUGUCGUUGAGGGCAGACCGGGAGGCGGAAAGGCGAUUUUGCGGCCGCGUCCCGACGCAGGGGCCUUGAAGGGCCGAGGCGAGGGAGACGCUGCGGGCGCGGCCCAGGGGGCCAGCGACACGAAAGUGAGGUUGACGCCCAGAGAAGAAGGCCCUGCGACAGGAGAUCAAGGCGGAGAAGAUGCGAAGAGCGAUGCGGCGGCGCGGUCCGGGGCCCGGGGACGCUUUGCUGGCCCGCCGGGCAAGGUCGGUGUCGGCGGUACGACUGGCCCCCGGGAGAGACUUACAGCCGAGCAGCGGCUCGAAUGCCCUGUGUCUCUCUGGAAGGAGAAAAUGACGAUCGAAGAGCAGAUGAAUGAUUACAGAGAGUUGUGGAGGAGAUUUGGCUACACUAACAGAUAUCUGUUGCUGAGCAACAUUCCGCAGUCGCUGUUGAGCAUGGAAGCCAUGACUGAGUGGCUAGGAAAGAUCACCGGCGAAAUGGACUUUGAUUUGGAGUUCAUUCCGCCGCUCCCUGCGGCGGACAAGCCUGACGGUGGUGCUGAGCCGAAGGGCGCGGAAGCGCAGGGCGAGGAUACGGAAGAAGGCCGGGAGGCUGACCUCUCAAAGGGCGAGGAAGGCGCGGGCGACAAGGCAGACGGUAGGGGAGGAAGAGACGCCGACAUGGCCAGUCCGCGCUCGCAGGCGGCGGAGAAGGGCGAUUCCGCGGGUGCAGAGGAAGACGAGGCGGACGCGCAUCCGCAGGGGGACCGUGAGGGCGAGGGCGCUCAGCAAGGUGAAGAAGAGCAAGAGGCGAUGGAGAAGGAGGCGGGCGAUCGGUCCCCCGAGCAUGAGGAAGGCUACGGAGGGCCGGAGGACGGCAAGGAGGACGCGCACGCAACCGCAGAAGGCAGCGGGCGCGGGAUGGGGGAUGAGGACACGAAAGAGGAGGCGCCGCAUUCUCCUAAUGAAGGCACCGUUGGUGUGGCGAGGGAAGACGCCGAAGAGGGCGAGCCGGCCCGAGCAACGGGGGGCGCGCAAGAAGAGUCCCCGAAUCACCUCGACGCAGCCGACCCCACAGGGCCCGCGGGCGCGUCGGGCGCCAGAGGCAGCACAAGCGGAGAGGACCAGGAAAACAUCGCGCCCGAAGCUGCGGAGCUGGCAGACCAGGGGGAAAAGAGACAGGAGCAGGGGGAGAAGACAGGCGAGCAGGACGCUAGCGGGAACGCCGAGGCGCAGAUCGCAGAAGGGGAAUCGCAUCAGCAGGGAGAGGCGGAGGCCUCGAUGGCGACUUCAGCAGCAGGGACUGAGGUCGUGGCUCACAUCACGUACCGGACGAAGAAGGCGUGUAUGGCGGCCCAGAAGAAGCUCGAGCUCAACGACCUGGGCAUCGAGAUUGAGCCUGCUGGCCCCCGCAGGCCGAACAGCGUUCUCUGGCUUGGAAAUGUUCGCGAGUUCAUGUGCAAAAAGCCGGAACAGGACCGGUUGAGAAGUUUGUUCGAACACUUUGGAGAAGUCGUUCGUUUCCGCCUCCUUGCGGAGAAGACCUGUGGCUUUGUGCACUACCGCAGAACGAGAGACGCCGUCAAGGCCCGGAACCAUUUAUACGGUCUCCUUGUCGGCCGGGAAAUCUAUCUGAACGUGGAUUUCUCUCCGCUGGACCCCCACGCACAGCAUUCCGCGGGCGGCGCGGACGGGUCAUCGUCGGCCAUGGGCGCCCGAAGAGGCAAUCGCCAUCAGCGCUCUCGCAGUCCUUCCCCGUCUUCCUCUCGAUUCCGCGGCGGAUCCUCUCGUCGGGGACAGAUCGCUGCCGCAGCAGGCAGCAACGCUGGAGCUGGAGGAGGUCACUUUGCUGGUUCCCACGCCCCCUCUGCGGGCGACCCUCGUCUUGUUAACCUCUCUCCAGUUUCGCCUCCGCCUCACUCGAUGGGCGGCGUGCAUCCGCCGUCGCCCGGCUCCGCGGGGCCAGGCGGCGCUAUGGGGUGCCGCGGUCCCCAGUUCCCUGGUCCCAGACCCCUCGACGGACCUCCGGGCCCGUCCGCGGGCGGGCCCGUGCCCUCGUCGAUUCCGCCGCCGCCGGGCUGCCCGUGGGGAGGAGGCGGGCUUGGGGCGCAACCGAGCGCCAAAAGGCCGGGCCCGAAUGCGGGUGGAGUGCAGGGCGGCGCGGGCGGCGCGCCGUUUCCGCCGCAUCAUCCGCUGCCUCCUCCUCCAGGGUCUCCGUAUGCGAUGCCAGCAAAUGCGGCGCCGGGUUUGUUGCCGCCAGGAGGCGGCCCCGGAGGCCCGGGGCUGAUCGGCCCGGCUGGCCUUCGGCGGAAAGACGGAAAAGGAGGGAUGUUCGUAGAGGGCCCCGGCGGAGGGCCUCUGCCCCCUGGCCUCGGCGGCGGAGCUUUCGGUCGAGGCCCCUCAGACGAGGAAGGCGCGGCGGGCGCCUCGCAGUCCCACGCGGCGGGGCGGAAGGGCGAGCUCUCCUCCGCGUCUUCUGACCCUCUCAUGGACCUCCUCCGCGGUGACCCCAGUCUGCUGGACUCCAUGAUCCUCGAUCUCGCGAAGGAGCGCCUGAAGGCAGAGUUGUUUUCCAAGGAAGAGGCGGGCGCGCCCUCCGGAGCUCAUACCUCGAGAGCGGGCCGGGAUGCGGCGGCGAAGCGCGGAGACGCGGGCUUCUCCUCGCCGGACGACCAAGUUGGCGGGCGGAAGGGCCCAGGGAGCAAGGGCGACGACCGUGAGAGACACGGACCCAGUCUGGGCUCCUCGGAAGGAGGCAGUGAGGGAGCCAGGCGACGACGGUCGCUCGAGAGGAACGAGGACGAGUUCUUACCCUUCUCGCAUCUUCGCGAUGGACAUGAUGAGCGCGGGAAAGGCAGGCCGCAUAUGGGAGGCGAUCGCGACGAGGCGCGACGCGGCGGAAUCCGCGGCCGGGGCUACAUGCUGGACAGCAGACAGGGCCGCAUCGGCUCUGGCUCGUACAUGAACGGCGAGUCUGAGGAAGCGAUGGGUCAUCACGGCAGGGAGAGAAGGAACUCCAGGGAGAGGGAACGGGAACGCCCAAGAGGCGUAAUGUCCGCUCUUGGCGACCUCCCGCACGCUCAAGGAGCGGGCCUCGAGGGCCCGGGGGGGAGAGAGGCAGGGGCCGGGGCGAUAGACGGGGACGAAACAGGUACACGCACCCUGGAGGCGGCGGCGCGGGCAGCAGCCCCAGCCGAAGUCGCAGCCGAGGCAGCGACGUGGGGGAGCGAGGCGGCUCGGGAUAUUAUUCAAGUCGCUUUGAGGAGGGUCUCCUGGGGCGAGGCGAAUCAGACAGGCACGGCGCCUUGA
Messenger RNA from Besnoitia besnoiti, 4902 nucleotides. RefSeq lists its product as uncharacterized. The record is from RefSeq and is a predicted model, not a curated record. Bases 1 to 4902 code for a protein of 1633 amino acids. Gene Ontology annotation, molecular function: RNA binding. The transcript is spliced from 5 exons. NCBI's taxonomy places the organism in Eukaryota, Apicomplexa, Conoidasida, Eucoccidiorida, Sarcocystidae.